GUUUUCAUAACCCGGGGGGAAGUGGGCUGCGUGGUGGAGAUUUACAGAAGGCUGCACCCUCAACGCGAUUUAAAAUGCCUGAUGAGAACAAAUAUGCUGCCAUUUCAAUAUAUCUGAAGCCCCAGAUGUGGCGGGAGAGUCACCGACUCAUGUAGAAGGUUAUGGAGCCAAACCUUCUGUGUUUCAUCCUUUUUACCCUGUUUGGCUUUGUGCUAACCUCCUUCGAUGAGCACCACUACAAUGGUACCAGACACUACAAUUACUGUGUGCUUGGAGCUGGACCUGCUGGUCUACAGAUGGGGUUCUUCCUCUCCAAAGCAAGAAGGGACUACAUCAUCUUGGAGAGGAACUCUGGCCCAGGCAGCUUUUUCAACAAAUAUCCCAGGCACAGGAAGCUGAUUAGCAUUAACAAAAUCCACACAGGAAGGUGCAAUCGAGAGUUCAACCUGCGGCAUGACUGGAACUCUCUGCUGAGCGAUAAACCAGACCUGCUGUUCAGGAGGUUGAGCAGCGAGUUUUACCCUCCGGCCGAUGCUUUCCCUCUGUACCUUUCCAUGUUUGUGAGGGAGCUCGGGUUAAAAGUACAUUAUGGUGUGGACAUCGGACGGAUCAGGUCUGUUCAGUCAGCCACAGGAAGGAGCUACGUCCUCACUGAUCAACACGCAGCAGACUAUACAUGCAGCAUCCUUCUAGUAGCGACAGGUCUGUGGGUUCCUCAGGAGGUAGAGUUUGCAGGGUCUGACUUGGUUGAGGGCUAUGAGUCCAUCACCACUAACCCUGAUGACUACAAAGGCCAGGCUGUGCUGAUCUUAGGGAAAGGAAACUCUGCAUUUGAAACCGCCCAGAGCAUCUUGGGAAGAGCGAGCCGGGUGCACAUGCUCAGCUCCAGCCCUGUUCGGCUGGCCUGGCAGACACAUUACGUUGGCGAUCUCCGAGCUGUUAACAAUGAGCUAUUGGACACAUACCAGCUGAAAUCUCUUGACGGGUUGGUUGAGGCACACCUGGAGGACGUAGUCAUCUCCAAACAAGAGAAGAGCAGCAGGAGAUCAGGAGUGAAGGAUGCAGAGAUGAGGGCAAAGCUCUAUCUGGGUUUGCAGAAGUACAUGCAGAACAGCGAUGAGAGGAAUGGUUCUAUUGCAUCCCGAGAGGAGCUUCAAGUUGACCACAUCGACAACUUUCCCCUGCGGAAACCUUAUGACCGGGUGAUCCGAUGCCUUGGAUUCAGGUUCAACUUCAGUAUUUUUGACAGCUCUGCAUGCCCCCCACACAGCGAAAAUGCAAAAGGGAGACUACCAGGGGUGACGGCGUGGUAUGAGGGAAAGAACACUCCCGGUUUGUUCCUUUUGGGAACCGCCUCUCACUCCAGAGACUAUCGAGCCUCUGCUGGAGGCUUCGUCCAUGGAUUCCGUUAUACAGCUCGAGCCGUACAUCGUUUACUCGAAUACCGUUACCACGGCAACACAUGGCCAUCAACCAGACUCGUGACAACACAGCUGAUGUCCUGGAUCCUGAAGCGGGUCGGAGAGGCCUCUGGACCGUACCAAAUGUUUGAGAUGCUCGGGGAUGUUAUACUUCUUCAAGGUUCUCACUGUGAGUACAUCGAAGAGUUUCUGCUCCAGGCUUUGCCCCAGUUCUCCUCUCUUUCUGGCCAUGAGGUGUCCAGUCAAGGGGUGAUAGUGGUGGUCAUGCAGUAUGGGAAGAAGAAGAUAGACUAUCUUGGGCGUAGCAGGGCAGAAACAGACUGGACUAGAGCUUGGAAAUCCAACUUUCUCCACCCUGUUUUAUACUACUAUGACUCACUCCCUACAGAGCAAGACAUGAAGAUGCGUCCCCAUGGCUGGCCUUUACCAAGGCCAAAGGCGAUUCAUCACAUGGUUGAGGACUUCCUCACAGAAUGGGACGGUCCCCUGUCUCACAUCCAGCCACUGCGGCGCUUUCUGGAGCACUGUGUCCAGACUGACCUGAGGGCAUUCAGUGCAGAGACGUGUUUCCACUCAGCCCUCACACACCAUAAGCCUCCGCUGUUCUGUCAGCAGGGAUAUUUGAAUCAGCAGGGCGUCCAGCACUACAGUCACCUGAGACGGCGCGUUUACAAGGCUGGACCGGUGCCGGUUGAGCAAGUCACUGCUGGAAUGUCAACGGCAGCAAACCCUGCAUUUCCAAACUACCUGGCACCACCUGGAGCAUCCGUAUCUUCUGGACUGAAACUUGACCUCUGAUUGUUUUACCCAUUAAAUGCUGCUUUGGUCUCUCAGAAUCGCUACCUUCAUCACUCAGAGUCAUUCUCUUAUAUUCUAUCCUUAUACUAGAGAAAUUUAUUUUUACCACCAUUAUCUUGUAAAUCUGUCAGAUUUCUACUCAAAAAAUAUCAGCUCAAGACAAAUGUAGUUUUCAAUCUAACCCCUGAUUUAUUACAUGGUCUUUCUGUUAUAAGCUGGAGGUUGCAAGUUAUCGUUGAUCGCUGAAAAUAAGAUGUUCCUUGUGAGCUAAUUUGUUUUGUUUUUCACAAUUUUUUGUCUUUACAAUGGUGUAUUUUAGUUUUGCAUCGCAUACUACAAUACUGCUGGGUUUGACAAAUUAUGCUUUAUUCAUGUUUUACUUGAGGUUUUAUAUAUACAAAGUGGAUAUAUAACAUGUCUCAUUGCAAUGCAUAUUUAGCAUAAACACAAAAGAGCAGAUGCCACAUUGGCUUUGUUGCCCAGUAGAAACAUGUCUACCAAUCUGUUAGAGGCAGAUUCACCUUAGAAAACCAUAGAAGUGUUCUUGGAAACAGGGAUUUUGAAUAAAAAUAUUUUAAAUUAA
Girardinichthys multiradiatus is the source of this 2802-nucleotide messenger RNA. RefSeq names its product FAD-dependent oxidoreductase domain-containing protein 2-like. The record is from RefSeq and is a predicted model, not a curated record. Gene Ontology annotation, molecular function: monooxygenase activity; flavin adenine dinucleotide binding. NCBI's taxonomy places the organism in Eukaryota, Metazoa, Chordata, Actinopteri, Cyprinodontiformes, Goodeidae. Bases 162 to 2219 code for a protein of 685 amino acids. The transcript is spliced from 10 exons.